AUGGACAUAAGUCACCCCACACUUUUUUCAUUAGGUCAUAAAUCAAGGCUCAAGUAUAAAAUAAUGCCAAAGUAUAAAUAG
Molecule: messenger RNA, 81 nt
Organism: Debaryomyces tyrocola
Lineage: Eukaryota; Fungi; Ascomycota; Pichiomycetes; Serinales; Debaryomycetaceae
Source: the annotation of a GenBank genome assembly